AUGGCGGCCGUGGAGGACAGAACGAAUUCGAAUCCUUUAGUUCAGCCACUUUUAACCGAUCUUUAUCAAAUAACCAUGGCUUAUGCCUACUGGAAGAGCGGAAAAGUCAGGGACCAUGCAGUUUUUGAUUUGUACUUUCGCAGAAAUCCUUUUCAAGGAGAAUUCACCGUUUUCGCAGGCCUCGAAGAAUGCGUGCAUUUCGUGCGAAACUUCAAGUUUUCCGAUUCAGGUGUGGUUAUAGAUAUUGCUAGUAACUAAAAUUGCUUGGUUCACGUCCUGAGUUUGGUGAAUUUCGGACGAAGACCCUUUGGAUACAACAACUUUAAGCUUAAAAAUAACCUCAGGCUUAAAAUAACCUUAAGCUUUUUUGAAUGGGAUUUAUGUUAAAUGUAAGCUUAAUUAAGCUUGAUUAGGACCACAAGAUGGGAAAAUGACAUUAAUUGAUGUGAUCCAAAUUUCCCAAUUUUUAUAACUUUAUAAUGGGAACAGACUCCGUCAGGUUGAACUUAGUACCUGAUAUGGUCAGUGUUCCCAUAUAAAAGUAUUGUUAGUUUUUCAAGUUGUUAACUUUUUUGAACUUCUUUAAAAUUUGUUGCUAAGUGAAGCGGGACUACUGGAUGGUUGACUUUCGUUUCAAUUCAAACCAAUUGUGCAAAAUACAUACAUAAAGAUGUGGUUUAUUUGGAACCCUAUUUUUGUGUUGUGUACUUAUAGGGAGACGGGGAGUGGGGAGGGGGUUAGAUUAAAAUAGUUCAUAUGACAUACAAGAGACAUCAUAUGACAUGGAAAUUAUCUCUUGGUUCCAAACGGCUAAAAUCUUAAAACUUUUAUAAACGCAUUAAAAUUAUAUUUUAUUUAUAAACAUGUAUUUUCAUUGGAAGGUAAAGUGUGUUAAUCCUUGUGAUCCUAAAAGUGAGCAGUGACUAUUUUCUCUUGACAAUAUUCAAACAAUGUGGUCAUACAAAUGAAAGAAAUUAUUUUUCAAACACAAGACACUGCAUUCAAUUAAUCCAGAUGUCUGAGAAGUCAGCUGAAAUGUGAGCUGUAGUUUUUUAGAGCAACUUUCAGGUAACCAAGCUGUCAGAUGAAACACUGUCUUGAGUGUUCUACAAAAGUUAUCUAAAGAGCAAUAAUUAUUGUUCUAACAGUAACUGUGAAACUAAAAAUUUAUGAUAAUUAUCACAGCCAUUGUGGUGCAUUUUAGCUUUGAAUAACUGUUAUUCAAAGCUAAAAUGCACCACAAUGGCUGUGAUAAUUAUCAUAAAUUUUUAGUUUUGGACAUCCAAACCUUCUUCAUUCCUGCUUGCAUUUCACAAUAUUACUAUAAAUGCAUGUUUAGUGAUUAUCAAAGAUACAAUGUAUGGUUAAGUAUCAGAGUUGGAAUUUACUUUCAUGUCCAGUUGCCCUGCGGCAACCACAAGACUUGGUUUGGUUCUCCCAAUGGAACAUUUCAGUUGUCCAAGCCAACCUCUUUGCCCAGUUCAAUCCAAGAAAGUAAAACACUGAGGAAGUAAAGGGGUGCAGCACAAAUUAUUAACAAUUUUAUCAGUUUUUCACAAGAAAAUGCACCUCAACUGUUUCAGUAUUAUUUUGUGAUCGCAUGAGGCAAAAAUUGUUGUUACCUGUUUGGCUUGCAAAUGCAUGCAUUAUAACUUUGAACCCUGCAGACUUAUUAUUUUUAGUAAGUUCUCCUCAUUAAAUCUAUGCAAAAUGUAUGGCCAUUUGUGUGAAGAAUAUUGACAAAUUGAUCUUUCUUUUCAGACAUUACUUAUCUCAAGACCAUAUUACCACCCACAGUAGAAGAAGAGUUUUAUAAUUUCCUCAAAGAAAUUGACUCUAGCAAAGUCACUCUGAGUUCCAUCUUAGAAGGAAGUUUAGUGUUUCCGAAAGUUCCUAUGAUGAGAUUAGAAGGUCCAUUGCCAGGUAUUUCAAUGCUGAUAGUUCCUACAUUGUGUUUGCACUGUAAGUUUGCUUAACCCUUUAAACCCUAAGAUCAAACUUUGAAUUCUCAUCUGUUGCCCCUAUUCAUUUCUUACAGAAGUAGUGGGGAGAAGUUGAUAAAAUAUCAAGCAAAUUCAUCUGGUGUGAUCAUGAUCAUGUCCGUAAUUCUCAUGACCACUCUGUUUUACAAAGCAUUGAUAUUACAAGGAGAAAUUUGAUGCUGAUCACUCUAAGGGCUUGAAGGGUUUCAACGGAACAGAUCACUAAAUUUUUGAAAACGUUUCCUUUACCAAUACCUCCUGCUAUUAACUGUACUCACGCUGUGGAAUUUCAUGCAUUUCAGAUGACUCACACUAAAGAACAGUUACUGCAUUUUAGAUACAAAAUGGUAGUACACUGUAUUAUUGGUAAACUACCAGUAAAUUAUACCAGUAAAUUAAGUAAACUAAAUUGGGGAGGGGGUAGUGUAAGAUUUUAGAUCUUAAGAAGUUGGCAUCUCUGAGUCAGGGUUUGCUCAAGCAGCAUCUUAUUCCCACACCCAUUGCACCUAAUUACUUUUGCUCUUGGAAUCUUAGUUUUAUUUCAUAGAAAUCCUCUGUGAGGUGCCCUCGAGUUUACAGGCUCAGAGCAUUAGGAUCCCUUCAGUUUUUUAAAGAGUGUAGCCUUGACAGUUUUUUCUGAGAUAGAGUUGCACGCACAAAGAAGUUUUCCUCACACAAGCCAUACACAAGAUACCAGUAAUGAAGGUUAUUAUAUAACUACAAAGGAAUGUUUUAUUCGUUUGCCUUUCAGUUAUUCAAUUAAUGGAAACAACUCUUCUUAAUUUAGUCAACUUUGCAAGGUACUUGUCUUGUCUUUAAAACUGCAUUAGUAUAUAACAUUGUAUUUACUUGUAUACAUGUAUUUGCAUAUUUUUAUAAAAUAAUAUUUUUUUGAUAAAAAUAGAUUUGUUAUACAUUUUUGAAUAAAAAUCAGCUAAUGAAUAUAAAAGAAACGUGAAAUUUUGAUGACUCACCUCAUCAUUAUAAAAAGGCAAGAAAUCAACUACAAUAAGCACCCACAAAAAAUAACCUAGUAACCUACUAGAUUACAUUAUAAGAAUCUCCUGGCAAAAAUUUGUCACUUUGAUACCCAAAAAUACAAGAACCUGUUUCAGCCAUACAAGAUCAAGCAGGUUCUUUUUUUUCUGGUAAUCAGCCAUCUAUUAUCUCCUUCAUAAAAAUUAAGAACCUAAUUAAGAACCUACCGAGCCUAAAUUGCAAUAAAAAUUAAUUGAUCCAAAUUACAAGAACAUUUUUGCCAGCCAAAAGUAGGUUCUUAUUCAUGCAUAUCUUUAUUAUUGCCAUUUUGCACAGUUUUCUUGGUCUUCCAACCUGAUCAUUCCCAUCCAUCAGUUUUCUUAUAAUAAUUUCUUGCUGUUCCCAGUGAACGGAAAGCUCUUUGUAACGGCUGCAUACUUCCGUCAAGUCUUACUUUGUUUAGAUACAGAUGGAAUCUAUUGCUAACUGUUCCGAGGGCACCAAUGUCAAUUGCUAACUUAGGCACAAUUUCCUUACAAUUCCACAGGCACUUCAGCUAUCGUUUUAAGUCUUGUACUUUUCAAUGUUUUCUUGUUUUUUUUUUGUUUUUUAAUGACUUACUCCGUGGUCAAAUGGGCAAGCGAUAUUUAUUAUUGUGCAGUUCCUUUUCUUCUUGUCUAUAGCUACGAUGUCUGGUCUGUCGUGCUCAAUUUUGUGGUCAGUUUGAAUAGGAAAAUCCCACAGUAACUUUUUAUUAUUUUUAUUAUUAUUAUUAUUGUAUCAUUGUUCCUUGCAGCAAUGCUUUUCCAUCAUAAUAAUAAUGUUUUUCAUAAUAAUAUUAAUAUUGUACUCUAUCUGUUUUAUUUCAUCAGUUUAGUUGCAACCAAUGCAGCUAGGUUUCGUCUUGCUGCUGGGUGGGAUAAAAGUUUAAUUGAAUUUGGUUUGCGAAGAUCCCAGGGUCCUGACGGAGGUUUAUCAGCAUCCAAAUAUUGCUACAUUGGAGGUAGGUGGUGAUCACAGUACAUGUUGCACACAGUUAUGUCUUCCAUAUAACACCCAUCUUGCCUAUCAAUAAUUACCAAAAGCAGAAAUAUGAAAAUUUAAGUCAAGAGCUCAUGCGUGGAAACUUUUAACUAAGCUUCUGUGCCAUUUAUUUUGGAUAAAUGAUCUGAAUGUUUAGCAAAGUAUAAGUUGGAGACAAAGGUGUUGGCUUCUUUGAAAUGGCAUCACCAUAUCUUUCAGUCUUGUUGACCCCAUCAAAGUCUAAGUGUCUGAUCUUGUAGCACCGACCCAUUUUGCCCUGUGGUUGUACAUGUUUCAUUACCAAGAUACUCUAGAUGUAUACAGUAAAAUAUGCGGUUUUUACCUGUUUCUUCUAUGUCUAAUUUUUUAAGAUUGGUAUUUCAGCUGAAAGAUGCCAAAAAUAUACUCAGAAAAAAUUAAUAAUAAAUAAUAAUAAUAUUAUUAUAAUAAUAAGGUCUGGUUAAAGUGGACAGUGCACUUAGCUUAUCCAGCUAGUUUACCGGCACUCCACUCAAAUAAUUAGAAACAAAUAGUUCAAAUAUAACAAAACAGGAUUAAUAACCCCAACUUGCAGGAUUAGCAGGCAGCUAAUUGGCUGUUUAUAAGUAUGGCCAAGGAUUUGAACUCAGGGUAACUGAGAACAAAUUCAGCCAGUGGCCAGAGUAUCACUCACACCUGGGACUGUCAGAUUGCGAGUGCAAUGCGGUGAACGCUCGGCCAUGCUGCUUCCUAAUGAAAUUAAUGUAACCUACAGUAUACAUGAAAGCAAUUGCCAGCUUGACUUAAACACCCCACAUUUGGGUGAGGGGAUGUAGUACAAUAAUUAGAGUAUAAUACAUCAUUGUUUAAAAAAGAGGCCAAUUAUCAAUCAAUACUUAUUUGUGGUGAAGUCAGUGAUUGUUCACUGUAAGUUUUGUCCAUUUUCUCUGCUUCUAUGAAUGCUUCAGUGAUCUGCUAUUUUUUUUGUGUGGCAUUAUCAUUAUUAGUUUUGAAACUCUAAAUCUUCGUAAUCUCAUUAUCUUUAGGAUUUGAUGGUACAAGUAAUGUUUUAGCAGGCAAGUUAUGUGGUAUCCCAGUGAAAGGCACCCAAGCACACGCAUUCAUUACAUCAUUUACCCCAGAGGAACUACCACGUGUUGACAAGCUGCGACCAAAAGACUCCAAUCAGGAACCCAGAGAUUUCUAUCCAGUUGUUUGUGACUGGCUGAAGAAAGUAGCACCAGUGUUGCGUGUCUUAGAAAGUGAGGUGCACAUGGGUGAACUUGCCGCAUUUUCUGCAUAUGCUGUUGCAUUUCCGAAUAUCUUUUUAGCACUAGUUGAUACGUAUGAUGUUUACAGGUAUGUAGUUGAAUUAGUGAAUCUGAUGUUAAUGAUAGCCUUGAGCAGGCCUGUCAAAAAGGGCCAGCAGCCGGCCAAAACUGCCGGCUAGUUCGCCAUCCUUAGCAAGCUACUUUCAUCUCCUUCUUCCAUAAAUGAGUCAUAACUGCUAACAACAGUUUUGAAUGACAUUGAACACAUAUUUAAACAGGAUUUAGAUCUGUGAAACGUUUGAACUGUGUGAUGUCGUGGAACACCUGGGACAUUUUGACGGCAUUGUUCCCAGUCUUGUGUGUAUUUCAACGAAACAAGAUGGCGUCCAUGGUGGAAAAUGCUUCUUGAAAACCCCUGGAAAUAUGAUUUCCGAGACUCUUAAUUUCAAAAUAUCCCUACAUGCCUCAGCCUUCAAGAACUUGUGCCUUUGGUGCGAAGCCAGCCUGCCACUUAAAAACUUUUUGACAGCCCUGUAGCAUACAUCACAUAAUUAUGUACUUUCUAAUCUACUCCCGGUUAGUAACAUCUGUGGAGCAGUGCUGAUAUCUUUGUUCUGGGCCCUGUUUGAACUCAGUGAAUUACUGGAAAUGGUUUUCAAAUUUCCUUUCAAUCUGAUGGGCAGAUUGACAGUGGUUCUUUUCACAGGCCAAUGGCACAGUGGUUCUUUUAACUGGUUCAAAGCUGGGUUAAGAUAACAUGGUUAGUGCACAUUUUAAUUCAUAUAUUUGAAUCCUUAAAAAGCAUUUCAGUUUUAAUUUUUUUGUCCCAAGAAAAUGAUUUCUCUAAAAAUAACAGAUGGACUAUCAUGAACACAAGAAAAAGAAAACUGGGUUAAAGUUUAGGUUCCUUCUUUGAACAACUGGCCAGUUGAUGAUUUCUGUUUCACAGGUUUUCCUUCUGCAAUGAUGGCCAGGUUUCUGCAAUGCCCUAAACAAUGUUUGCAGUAACUGUUAACUGAGCAUUAUUAAACAGGGGAUGAUAUUUGUAAUUAAAUUUAAUAAAGCAAAUUAACGGUAAACCUAGUUCAGGAAUAGAUUCUUUAUGCUGUACACGGUGGUUCUAGGUUUUCAGCCCUUUUCAAUCCUACUGUAUGACCAUGCCAAUACGUUCUCUUUACAUGGCACUUGUGUUUUUCAGUACAGUUUGUUAUAAAUAUCGUUUGAGGUUUUGUUUGCUUUAACAUUUAGUUUUGAAUCAAGUCACUGCUAUUUGUAUGAGAGAAUUGUUGAUGUUUUCACUGUGUGGCCAAUUUUUUUCAUAUUUUUAUUUUUUUUUUAUCUCAGGAGUGGCAUUCCAGCUUUCUGUGCUGUUGCCUUAGCUCUGCAUGAUUUUGGAUACCAAGCUGUUGGAGUAAGGCUUGAUUCAGGAGACUUAGCAUACCAGUCAAUACAAAUUAGAGCAUCCCUUGAGAAAGUUGCUGAAGUGUAAGUGAAUCACUCAUUUUUCUGAAGCCAGUGAGGGUAAUGAUAAUGUAAUGAUAAUAGUGGUGCUAAUAAUGUUGUUUUCUAAAGACAUAUCUUAUGAAAAGGAGCUGUAACUCCCUGUGUAGGUUACCAAAUGCUUCUUUUCAUCUUUUAACUUCAUAGUUAAGGUUUACCCCUUAUAAGUUGCUCAGAAAACUUAAAAAUUUUGGGUGCUUCAGUGUUAUGGCGCGCAUUCUAAGGAUAUUGAUUCUGUCAUUCUUUGCUAUAUCAAAUUCAAAUCUUUUGUAGGGUCUGAAUUGAGAUUAGCAAGUAUGAGUUUUUUUGAGUGUGUAAUUAUUUUACUGGAUAUUUUCUAACUUUUCAUUGUUUUGAACAAUCAAGGUUUGGUUUACCCUGGUUUGCAAAGAGGAUUAUUGUUGCUAGUAAUGACAUUAACGAGGACACACUAUUCUCCCUCAACCAGCAGGUAACUUUGCCUUACGUGUUCAAUCUCUAAUUCCUCCUUUCAUGCCUGGUACAUUUGUUGAAGAAACAGUUGUGAGAAGAAGCGUCCCACGCAGACGUUCUUACGGGUUCGUCACGCGUUCCUACCCCUGGUGUGUAUUGCGUGAUGAGCCAAAAGAACUUAGGCGUGGGAGUUUGCUUCUAAAAGUGUUUAGUUGACUUUCUUCAAGCAUUAUCAUUUUCCUUUUCUAUGUAAGCGCUUCAAAUCUUACAACAACAAAGCAACUGUUUCACUUACUAGUCGGUGACCAAGUAAGCAGAUACACAGCAGGGAACCUUUUUCUUCUUAUUUUGUUCUUUUGUUCGUUUUAUCAGGGUCACUGUAUAGAUUCCUUUGGAAUUGGUACGCACCUAGUCACGUGUCAAAAGCAGCCCGCUCUGGGAUGUGUAUUUAAGGUAAGGGUAGCAUUACUUUUUGGGCGAAGUCAUUUUUAGUCUGAAGAACAUGUGGUACUUUUUUUCUGACUCAAAUUUCAUUUUGUUCUGGCGCACAUUUUAAGGAUGUUGAUUUUUUUCAUUCUUUGUCAUAUCAAAUGGCAAAGUGGAGCACGAGAUGUGCACAAGGGAGGAAGGUGCCGUCACGCGUGUCACACGCACCUCGCUCCCGCGCUUGCCUGCGCUCGCCUGAAAAACGCGAUAAAAUAACGCCUGUUCUGCAGGCUACGUCAUUGUCAUUUAACCGUAGAAAACUUUACAGCAAUAGUUAAGGAACUGUACCUGUAAGACACCCAGGGUUGUAGAUUUUUUUAGUAAAUUUUUACCAGAAAAAGGAAAGGCUAUGUAUUCUCAUUCCGCAAAACAGUCCGUCGAACGCGUUCUCAAUGGAAAGCGAAAGCUACCAAGUUUUUCUUGCGCUAUCCUCUAUUUGACUGGGGGGAGGAAACUAGCUAACCACCCCAACCUUACUCUGACAAUCUACUGUUUCAUGAAUAUACCGUUACAGUUUUUUAUUUCCAAGUAAUAUGUAAAUUGUUUUUUUAAUCCCAGCUGGUUGAAUUAAACGGAGAUGCACGAAUGAAGCUUAGCCAGGAUAUUGAGAAAGUCACAAUACCAGGAAAGAAGAAUGCUUUCCGCUUGUAUGGUGGCGAUGGUAAGAUUUAAAUGCCCAUAACCCUAGAAUUUUUUAUUAUUUUUUAAUUGGAAGUACACAUCACCACGAGAAUCUCUACAAAAAUAAUUUUUCGAUUUAACACAACAUAUUUUUUUUAGGAUUCUUUUGAAAAGUAAAUUAAGGGACACGUGAUUUUAGAUGAAAGUAAACAAGUGUGGAGUUUUGGAAUCACAAACUAAAGCAGCUUUGCCAGUAAGAUGCAUUGCAAUUAGAUGCAACAACACUGGCGACCGAACAUGCAUAAACAUGAUUCAAACGUGCAUAAAAUCCCAUUUUCCAGUCCUGAGUUUGUCUUAUGACGUCAAGUGUGAGCCUGUCAAUUUCGGGAUCAGCGGAACGGGUGUGACAAAGAAAUUUAGACUUGAAAAUUUGCUUUAAAAAAUUCAUAAAACGCAAUUUUUUUCGGAGACGUUCUUGUAGUUAUGUGUUCUAAACACUAGACGAACUUUAAGAACUGAAUGGAAACUACGCAGAUUUCAAGUAAUUUGUGGAGAAGGAGGGUUUCACUCGAUAGCCAGAUACCAAGAACGGCGAGUAGUGGGUUGUAAAACUGAGGCUUACCUGAGUAUUUCAAGUAAUCUUCGAGGAUUCUAUUGGAGAUCGGAUGCUACGUUUUUUCAAAUAUUAUAUAUCGUACCUCUUUAUUCAUUACGUUCUUUGUUUUCUCUUGUGUCAUAAAUUAAAUCAGCGUGCAAAGAAAGUAGUGUUCGAUAGCCCAGGGCUGGUGGAUUUUGCUAUCGGGCUAGAGAAUUCUGUUCUUAACUUGCCCGACGGGCAAGUGAAUUGUUUUGAGGAAUUCAAAUUACAGAAGAACUGUGAAAUCAAUCUGCUCAUCAAAACGCUUUAGGGCUAGUUGAAAUGAUGUUUGGGCUCAUGUUAGCUUCAGCUUGCUCGAAUGACAAGCUUUAAAAAUGGCUUUCUAUGCACCCUGAUUAAGUAAGGUUUAGAAUUUCAGUAUUGCUCGGUUCAACAAGUUCAUUUGUGGGUAGUGUAGGAGCUGCUCGUAAGGUGUCUCCUGAUUGAUCGCAGAAAACAAUGACAUGUCAUUUUUUCAAUUGUUUUAGUAUUGUUUGGGGCCAGGGAAAGGCACCAUUGGUGACUUCUCUUCCGAGCAGCUGCUACAUUCUGAUUUGUCAAAGAACUCAGUUUCUUUGUGCUUUUCUUUCACAGGCGGCGCACUUCUUGAUCUUAUGCAGAGAUGUGACGAACCGCCUCCCUCACCUGGAAAACGAGUGUUAUGUCGACAUCCUUUUGAUGAGGCCAAGCGCGCAUAUGUUUGCCCUUCAAAAGUAGAGGCUUUAUACCAUGUCUACUGGAAAGAAGGCAAGGUACUCAAUUAAACGGCAAUACUGCCCAAUAUCCAUUCAUCGUUCAACCUACAGUCAAAUCCCGUCAAUACGGGCAGUGAGGGAGGCAUAGAAAGUGUCCGUGUUAACGGGGUGUUUGUAUUAAGCGGGUUGAAUUUAGAGAAAAUGUAAGGUCUUUCCUUCCCCUGUCCGUAAUGAUGAGGUGUCUGUAUUAACCGAGUGUCCGUCAAGCGAGGUUUGACUGGUUUGUCUCGUUACUGAAGCCCGGUUUUUCGGCACUAGCGACGUAAGCACAACAUAUGGACACCUAACGACUUUUUCUGUAAAAUAACUGUUCGAAGGAGCAAACAUUGCAUAGAAAUUUCUGAAGCUCAUGAAAGGCGUUAAGUUUCUGGAUAACCUUUCCAUUCGUCUAAGAGGUAUUUAGCCUCCCCGCAGACGUCCUUUGGGGUUCGUUUGUCACGAAAUCAUUUCUCCCCCACGGUCCGUGGGGGAGAAAUGAUUUCGUGACAAACGAACCCCAAAGGACGUCUGCGGGGAGGCUAAGAGGUAUUCGGAGAUUUUCUGCCUGCUUACCUAGUAAUUGCCUAGUUUUCGAGCAUUCUUUUGCAUUAAAUUAAAUUUGAAACUUUUCUUGAAGUUUGACUUUGGCCGUUUUAUGGAGUGAAAGCAUUUUUCACUUGUAGACCAGGUUCGUUUUGUAGCUCAGUAAUUUGUGUUGUUUUUAUAACGUCUGAUAUUAACCCUCCCUUAUGCCCCAAUAUCCACAUAUAAAUUCUCCAGAGUGAUCUCAGUACACUUUGUUAGAGAAUUUGAGAGAAUUUGAUAAAAGAUCAAAGCAUUUUCCUUAGGUGAUCACUUAUUAGAUACUCAUAUUCUCAUAACCUUUCUCCAGAUUUUGUAUUGAUAUGGUCCGAAGAAAAUUGAUUUUGGUCAAUCUUGGAACUUGAAGAGUUAAGCUUCUGAGAAGGAAAGUAAAAUGUUAAAACCGUCACUAACGAGUUUUUUUUAUUCGUUUCCUACGAAUCGUCAGAUUUGCAGUCCUUUGCCGCCGUUAAAGGAGGUCCAAGACCGAGUUAAGAAUUCACUCAAGGUGUUUAGACAAGACCAUCUCAGAGGUUUAAAUCCUACGCCAUAUAAGGUAUAUUUCACGUUUGUCAAGUUAUAUUGUUUUCCUCAGAUAUAGUUUCCGGCUCACGCGAGGCGUCGAUCUCGCGUCUCCUCUUGCAUGCCACUCGCGUGCCACUCGCGCAUGACUUCACACGAUAUCCCGGCUCAGAUGGAGAGCUAGCCGACAGGCUAACAGAUGAUUGUUGCUAACUCGGUUACUUUCGUUUUGUCAAAUUCAAGCAGACUUGAAGGUGAGAGGUUAGGCCGAAGGGUCGGGACAUUGUUUGUGAACUUUUUUCUUGCCGUCGUUCACGACUGACGUGACAUUUCACGUGUUAUGUAAUAAUCACUUAAAAGUUUGAAACAUCGACUGUUUCGCUGUCGCCGUCUUGGUUGCGAAAGCUUUCUUAAGUCGCUUGUGGGACUUCGUCACUUGAAAAAGAGUCCAUUUGAGGAGAGUGGUGGGGUGGAUAAAUCAAAGCCAGUUACUGUGAGCAAUAAUGCAGAACAGAAUCAAUCACGAAUAUACUUUCCAGGCUUGCUUUAAUUUCGCUACAUUAACCCUUUAAACCCUAAGGUCAAAAUUUGAAUUCUCAUUUGUUGCCCCAAUUCAUUUCCUACAGAAGUAAUGAGGAGAAGUUGAUAAAAUAUCAAGCAAAUUCAUCUUCUGUGAUGAUGUCCGUAGUUCGCAUGACCACUUUGUUGUACAAAGCAUUGAUAUUGAAAAUUUGAUGCUGAUCACUUUUGGGGGCUUAAAGCGUUAAACUAACUCUGGUUUCCUUUUUGACUUUCAGGUGUCCUUAAGUGACAAUCUGUACACAUUUAUGCACCAACUUUGGCUUAACCACGCUCCAAUCGGAGAGCUGUUCUAAACCAUCCCUAACAAGAACAAGACGUCCCUACUUCCUAACGUACAGCUUCGUAUUCUAGAGUCCAGCUCGAGGCACUCUUUUAAUAGCCCGUAUGUUUGUUGACGUCAGACUAUCCAAUUUCACCACCUUGUAGCCUGGGUGGCAGGGUGCAGAAAUUUAGCGCGA
This is a messenger RNA of Porites lobata, 11787 nucleotides long. The record is from the annotation of a GenBank genome assembly. Lineage: Eukaryota; Metazoa; Cnidaria; Anthozoa; Scleractinia; Poritidae.